Aureobasidium musti is the source of this 2706-nucleotide messenger RNA. The record is from the annotation of a GenBank genome assembly. NCBI's taxonomy places the organism in Eukaryota, Fungi, Ascomycota, Dothideomycetes, Dothideales, Saccotheciaceae.
AUGGCCUCCAACUCUUCGUCAUCAAUAUCCCGGCCGUGGGUACUGGCGGCCACGGGCUUUGUCGCAGCAUACACCUCGUAUGUGAUCUGGUCAAACUGGCCCUCACAUGAAGCACCUUCCAACUUGCGACGACGUGGUGCUGUCAGAAGCCGCCAUAAUACGCGACCUCAGACAAGAAUAUGGACUUCAGAUUCUUCGGAACCCUCCCUUCCUUUUGGCCUAGUUCACGUUGACUUCGAAGGCAGUGAGUAUCGUCCCCUAGCUUUGNUCGUUAGAUUCCCAAAUGGACCCGAGCCACCUACAGUUGUCGAAAUUGCUGAAGCUUUGAAUCUUCCAUCUCACAAUGCCUACGACGUUACUCUCAAGAUUCAGGAAACUGCUCUCAAACACAUUUUUCGAAUCCUCGUUCAACCUGCCGAGGAAUUAUCUACCCAACAAUCAGACGCGAUUAGAGAUCUCCAGGAACUGGCUCCCNUUUUGCGACAACCAAACAUUAAUGAGCUGCUUGCUAGAAUCCACAUCUUAUGUUCGGGGCUCUGGAAAUUCCAUCAAGCCGCUGUUGCCAGAGCCUUUGCUGAGCAUUGCGGUCUUGAUCGUAUGCCUCUCGUUCCUGACGAUGCGGACCUCGCCAUGACUGAAACCGCCGCUGAUUCGGACCGUGAGGACGACGCAGAACCUGCACAAGGGNUAUGUGAAAAUCUCCAUGCCGGUCCAACUUCUACCAUAACUGACUGUACUAGAAUCAAGGCUGUUGUAUACCACAUAGCAGAGGAGAAGACUAUGCGCCAGCUGUACGUCCAUACUGGUAUUAGAUGUGAACAGUGUGGCCAGUAUCCCAUACUUGGAGUCCGCUGGCAUUGCAACAACUGCCCAGAUUUUGACUUAUGUUCAACCUGUGAAGCGCAACCCAUGCAUCCGAAGACCCAUGUUUUCUCGAAGAUCAAAAUUCCUAUCUCCUUCCUUGGCCAGAACCACCAGGUCCAAGACGUUUCUUAUCCUGGUGAUCCAAUGGCGCAAUGGCCAGCCUUGAGGACCUCACUCAAGAAGCAGUUGGCUGUUGAUUCGGGCUUUGAAGACCUCGAAAUCCAGGUCUUCUAUGAUCAGUUCGGAUGCAAAGCUAACGUUGCCUACCCGGGACUUACCAUGUCCCCAACAUGGAAGAGACCCGCGGAGCCCAAUGUUUUCUACGAUCGCAUGUUCAGCUUCUAUGAUACUGACCAUAACGGGCUUAUCGGCUUCCNNAAAGACGCUAAGUACGCCAUCCAGAAGAAACUGGUUGAAGACACAAUUCGAGCCGCAGAGAUUGACAUGGUUACUUAUACCGCGAACAUCGUUCGGUCGAGUCAGCCCAUCAGCGCAGCUUUCGCGCAAGAAGAUGUUCCUCCUGGACAGACGAGACCACCGACCAUGAAACUGAUCGAUCGGUUUGGCGAGAGUCAGGUACAGCCAAACGCUGGACCAUUCGCAUCUGCUGUAUUACCGGACGGCCUGGAACUCCCGGACUCUAGCCUCGUGGGCGCGAUAGCUCAUCGUUACGGUGUGGAUGCCUUACCAGACAACGUAAAUCAGAAUGACACUUUGUCGGUGGAACAGCUCACAGCAUUUACCAGCAGCCUUAAUAGGUCUGACAGUGUGGCGAUAGAUGGCAUACAGGAGGGAGAAGAACCAAGAUUCUUGGUCGACACCGACUUUCGUCAGAUUCGCAGUCGAUCUUCACCUGAUGAGCCUCAACAAAGAUGGCGCCAGGAUCUUGUAGACGCAAGUCGAGGAGAAUCGGUAGCUGUGAGGGGUGAUGCGGACCAGGAACCGCUCUCAGAUGGCGAAGCUAUGCUUCCUCCUCUGCCCGCCGAUAUACUUGAGAGAGGACGUGCCUACGAGGUUCCUGCAGCCGAGAAAGACUUUGGCUCGGAAGUCAUCUUUCAGGUUGUCCAGGAAGGGCUCAAUGAGCUAAUUGAUCCAAUCUUUGCAAAGAAGGAAAGACUGGCGGAACAGGUCCGAGCUACACAAGAAGAACGACGUCGCUUCCGUCAAGAGAUCGAUGAGUACGUCCAAGAGGCAAAGUCUCGUCAAGAAGAACUUAUAGCGGGAUCCGAAGUGGAUCCUUUGAUGGCUAUCGCGAAUGCUGCGAACAGCACGGAGCACUAUGAUCAUGAACGAAGACUUGUUGCAGCGGCAUUCGGAGUCACGCUUCCCCAGUUUGAGGCGAUCGAUGGAAGUGCGAGAUUGCCGACACCACGAGAGAUUGCUAUGGACCUUCAAGAACAUAUUGUUCAGCAAAGCCAAGCGCUCGAUGAUAACCUUGAGGACCUGGAAUCAAGCAUCCGAGAACAAUCCCUUGAUGAUCUUCUGGCACAAUCAGGGUACAUUGUUGAUUCCACGAGCGAUGCAGCACCUGCGUCUGAGGAUCAGCAGGAAAGUACUAACUCAGAUACAAACGAGCAUCAGUCCAGUAUACUCGACGACAUGCUCUCGGAUCUACCGGCGCUAGAAGACAUUCCGGUUGACGAGAAUCAUGAUUUGCCACAUACUUCUACCAACCACUCACCUCCGACACAACACCUCCAAGCUCCUUUCUCAACACCAGACAUGGACUCUUCAGCACCCGUGUUUGCGCCAUUCCGGCCUAAUACGGUAGAACAGUCCAACCCGCCAUCACAAGAGAGACUGAGAGAGUUAGCUCGUCUUGACGAAGAAGAGAAGAAUAUA